This is a messenger RNA of Mytilus trossulus (common blue mussel), 427 nucleotides long. RefSeq lists its product as uncharacterized. Bases 37 to 375 code for a protein of 112 amino acids. NCBI's taxonomy places the organism in Eukaryota, Metazoa, Mollusca, Bivalvia, Mytilida, Mytilidae. The transcript is spliced from 2 exons. The record is from RefSeq and is a predicted model, not a curated record.
UACUUGUACCAGGAGCACUUUAAACUAAAAAAACAUAUGCCAACUAAUGGAUGGGGAGGGAUGAGGCAAGUUGAUCAGGUUACAGGCAUAGCUGUUGGAGAUGAUAUUGAGCGCAUAAGACUGACAAGGAAUGAACUACAACACUCAAAAGAAUUUGAACUUGGAGAUACACGUUUUGUUGAGUUGUGUAACAUAUUAACUGAUCUUUUAAAACGGUUUGAUCUACUUAACAAACCAGCAAGACUUUAUACAGAUCAACUUAAUGAAAUUAUGGCUAAAACUAUGUCUGCUCAGGAAGUUCAAUCAAUUGAAAAUGAAAUAUUAGGAAUGGAUAUUACAGUUGAAAUAGUGAACCCGAUGAAAGUUCAACCUUAAUAAAGAAUUAUCUCCUCCUCACGAUUUUUAUUGCAAACAGUUAUUUUUGGCA